Molecule: messenger RNA, 2933 nt
Organism: Sesamum indicum (sesame)
Lineage: Eukaryota; Viridiplantae; Streptophyta; Magnoliopsida; Lamiales; Pedaliaceae
Molecular function (GO): calmodulin binding
Source: RefSeq, a predicted model, not a curated record
UAUUAUUCACCUACACAUGUUCAUGUAGUAGCGCUUUCUCUCUCUCUCUCUUUUUCUCUCUCACACACACACACGCACACAAUAAACCUCCCUCUACGUGGCUGUGGCUGUCAGCCAAGCAAAAUAACAACUUUCCCCUGAAACCAUCGAUCUUCCUCAUGCAUGUAUAUGAAUUCUGAAAGGAACUGUUAAGAAUGGAGAUCAUAGACAACUAACUGACAGAGGAAGCAGCAGAUAGAAUCGAGGCUUCAGAAAGAAGCGUAGGGGGGGAAAGGAGUUUGGGUUUUCCAAUUUUCCUUUAUGGUCCAGUUUCAUGGCUGAAGAAAGUAGCGAUCCACUAGUAACUUCAGAAGAAAAGGUCUUCAACAGCAUGAACCUGGGCAUAAACUCUGGUGGAAAUCCACGUUCUCUCAACAAUGUUUGUCGCAGAGCAUCUGUUGGUUCCUACCGUGCAGGGAACAAUGCAAGGAGAAGGCAUUCUGCGUGCUCCAAUUCUGAAAAUGUAAGUCGUCGUGUGGUUCCCCGUUAUCUCAGAGCUUCAACUGGUUCUUGCCAUGAUCUCUGUAAAUUCGGAAGAAGACAAUCAUGUGAAGAGAAGGUGAAGAAACCUCUGAGAAGAAGAACUGCGAAAAUUUCACCAAAUGAGCUGCUUCCUGUAGUGAUUGUAGCUGCGGGUAAGCAAAAGACCGAAAAAGUUAUCAAGCAUGAGCCUCCUGCUGACUUGAAAAAACGUUUGCGUGUGGUGAAGCCUUCUCCAGAUGCCAAAUCCUAUUCAUCAAAAUUCAAGGCAUCGAUGGAUGCAAAAGUUUGUUCCCCAACGCAAAAUGCUUCAUCUAGUAAUGAGACUCGCCUUCCAAAUUCACCUACUAAGAAAUCCACUCCAUCACAUCCCACUGCAAUUAUCAAGAGGGGAAUAUUAUCGCCAUAUGAGAAAGUUGAAGUUCCUUUAAAAGAAGCCAACUCUAUUGAAAGAAAAAUAUCAAGAACAGGUAAAAAGACAUAUGAUCAGUCCCUGAAGUGUACUUCUGUCAAGUCAGAAUCAAUUAAUGUUAAACGAUCACCAGCUUCUGACAAUUUAGACGGUGUACUUGGAAAAGGGAGACGAAACAGUGUUGUCAAAAGUAGUCGAGGAAUGACAGCAUCCACAGCAUCAGCAAGGAGAGCAUCAGUAACUCCUGCUGCACCUUUGUUCCCUAAAUCUUCUCCCAGUAAGACAGCAUCCAUUAUAGCAAGAAAAUCUGGAAGAGUAAAAUUGUUGUCUCCUCUGAAAGUUCGGACUAGGAUACAGAGGACUGCGACUGAGACAUCCAAUAAUGAGAAUUCUGAGAAGACCUUACUGGUCAUCACCAUGGGAACAGAGAAGUUGGAAGAUAUCCCAGAUGACCAUGCCAUUGCAUCACUGUCAUCUUCAUCAUCACCCAAGUCUUUGUCUCAUGCAAAGUCUGCAUCUUCGUUGUCUUGUGAAGUAGAAGAGGAAGAGGUCAAGUACAGUGGUCAUAAGGCAGAUGAACUUGUGUCUGACAACACCGUAUCUAAUGAGAAUGGCAGCGUACUAGCUGUGAAAGAGAAUCAAGACAAGACUUCUAGAAUGGGAACAGAGAACAAUUCUUUGGAAUCCAUCCCAGAUUACCAUGUCAUUCCAGCACUGUCAUCUCCAUCAUCACCGAAGUCUUUGUCUCAUGCAAAGUCUCCAUCUUUGUUGUCUCAUGAAGAAGAUAAUGAAGAGACCAAGAACAAUGGUAAUAAGGCAGUUGAAUUCGUCUUGGAAAAGACCAUAUCUGUAGAGAUAGGCAACACACAAACUAUCAAAGAGAAUCAAAACAAGAUGCCUGGAAUCAGAACAGAGAAAAGGGCAUUGGAAUCAAUCCCGGAAGACCAUGCGACUGCACUGCCAUCUCCAUCAUCACCCAAGUCUUUGUCUCAUGCAAACUCACCAUCUCUAGAAGAGCAUGACGUGAUCAAGCACAAUGGUAAUGAAGCAGAUGGAUCUGUCUCUAACAACAUCGUAUCUGUAGAGAUUGGCAAUGUACAGCCUCUGAUGGGAGAUCAGAAGAAGACUAUGAGAAAGAGUAGGUUGGUUCUUUCUGAAGAUAAAUAUUGCUCACCGCUGAAGUUAAGGUUCAGGAGUGGGAAGGUAGUGGACCUUCCCUCAGAAAAUAACACUCCCAGGAGACUCAUAUUUAGGAGGUCUCGAUCCAGUGGUAAUAAAGCAGCAGAAGGCUUUGUCUCUGACAACAAGAAGUCUGUGGAGAUGGGCACUUUAGAACCUGUGAGAGAGAAUCAAGACAAGAUUUUAAGAAAGAGUCGGGUGGUUGUUUCUGAACAUAAACCUCGCUCUCCAGUGAAGUCAUUCAGGAAUCAACAGGCAGUGGACGUUCACUGGGGCAAUAACAGUACCAGGAUACUCAGAUUUAGAAGGCCAAAAGUCGUCUGGCCUGAAGAUGGCAAGGUUGAUUUGAAGAGGAGAAUCUGUAAAAAGACUGGAGACAAGGACGAUGCAGCCGGUGCGGAACUUUGCUCUGGCAAAGUUAUCUUAAAGCACCAAGAUGUGCAAGGGAAGACAGAUGUUAAAAUCUUGUUGAAUAAUGUCCUUGAAGAAACAGCAAGUAAACUUGUUGAAAGCAGGAAAGGCAAGGUUAAAGCCUUGGUGGGAGCAUUUGAAACAGUGAUCUCUCUGCAUGAGCGUAAGCGUACUUUAAGCGUUGUCAGUUGAGUGGUGGAAACUUCUUAUCCUAUUUCUGAGAGUUCAGAGGAAAAUAAUGAGCUUGUGAAUGAAGAAGUAAACAUUAGCAAGCGCCUAAUAUUGCAAACAGAUAUGCAAGUAGAUUUCUUCAGCAGAGGUUUUAAUUAGAAUUUUGACAUUACAAGGUUUUUGCAGUUUCUCUUGUUUCUGGAUGCUUUGUGUUGGUAUGGAUACAGUAACAAUUUUGGUA